AGCAUCCCUUCUUUUCUCCCGCGCAUUCUUCUCUCCCGCCGCACGAAAGUCACCCACCGUUGAAAUAUUUCAUUUUCAGUCAAUUUAGUCGAUAGGGUGUUGUUAAUUGCACCCCCACUUUCGUCUCUCACCCUCACCCCAAUUCUCUUCGUCAUUCUUCUUCUUCUUCCAGCGCCAGCACUUCUCUCUCUCUCUCUCGCAUCCAUUCAGGUGGCCAUGCUCUUGGUUCUUUUCAUUGAAUAGCACUGAGCAACAAAAUUGAAAAAUAACACUUGCAGAACAUUUUCAUUGUAAAUUUUGAUCAAUGGGUUCAAGAUCUGCGGAAGGAGAACAAUCAUCGCUCGCUGAUGAUUAUGAUGCCUUGAUUUCAACCACUGAUGUUGAGCUUCUCAAGCGAGCAUGGCGUAACGAAAAGGCAGCCCCCGAGAUUCUUCGUUUUGAAUCUGAUUUGAUCAACCGCGUCAAAGGACAGAUUGAAUUGAUGGAAGAAACUGUGGAGGAGAAAUUGUCUGUUGGUAGUGACCCUCUUUCAGUAUCUCUGUAUCAGAUGGACUUAGAUAGAACCUUAUUUCUAUUAAGGUCAUAUCUUCGCAUCCGCAUCCUGAAGAUCGAAAAGUACAUGUUCCACAUCCGAAAAACUCAAGAACUUUGGAACAGGCUUUCUAGGGAUGAGAAACUUUUCACUGAAAGGUGCACAGAUGACCUGAAGGAACAUCUGGAGAGCAGUGUUCUAUCGAAACUGCCUGAAAAUUAUCAGUCUUACGAGAGACAAUCUGUCAUUAGUGAAGAGGAUGACAUGGUCCCAGAACCCAGACUAGACACAUUUGUUUUGUGUAGAAGUAAAGAAUAUCUCACAGGAAUUCAACUUGAAGAUGGACCUGUUGACGACAGGUCGAAGCUGUUUGAGAUGGAGCCUGAUGUCCUUUACUUCAUAUGUUACAAGUCGAUAAAACCACUUGUAGAGAGUGGGAAAAUUGAUCUACUAUGACAAGUGAACAAUGUUGAUAUUGGUGCAAUGGUGCUCAUGAGACCCCUCUAUUGCUAUUGUUACUUGCUAAGAUUAGAAUUUCACUCGUGACAAUGCCCGUUUUCUGAAUACUUUUUUAUGGAGUUGAUCCAAAAUGUCAAAGUGGAAGCGCGAUGAUUUAUUCAGUAGGUGUUUUCCUGAAUCAAAUAUUUGUUGUCAUUGUUUUUAUUUAUGUUGUAAAAGAUCUGCAGAAUAGCAAGCAAUAUUAGCCAAUAGUUGUGAUGUUAAAAUUUUUGCCACAAAAAUUACAAAUGAUUUGGCAUGGUUCAGAAGUAUUGUGGUGGCUUAACUAUUCUUUUAGGACUGUUAAGCUUUAUAUAUAACAUAGUAGCCAAUGGUUGCUUAAUAUUAGCCAAUACUCAA
Medicago truncatula (barrel medic) is the source of this 1390-nucleotide messenger RNA. Its product is annotated as DNA replication complex GINS protein SLD5. The record is from RefSeq and is a predicted model, not a curated record. Gene Ontology annotation, cellular component: GINS complex. The coding region runs from base 305 to 988 and encodes 227 amino acids. Gene Ontology annotation, biological process: double-strand break repair via break-induced replication; DNA-templated DNA replication. Lineage: Eukaryota; Viridiplantae; Streptophyta; Magnoliopsida; Fabales; Fabaceae. The transcript is spliced from 7 exons.